AUGUCUGGUUUCGAUGGUGAUUUAAAUAUAGGAAGCGGUAUGCAAUCUUCAUCCAAUUCUCAAGGAUUCAGUCUUCAAAUGUUCGGCAAGCCAACCAUUGUACUUGCUCAUUUAUCCUUCAAAGGAGCCGCACUAUUCUUCUAUUUCUUUGCCAAUUUCUUCACGGAUAGUUUUAUUGUUCAAUUCUUGACUAUUCUCACAUUAUUAUCAAUGGAUUUUUGGGCGGUGAAAAAUAUUACUGGUAGAUUAUUAGUUGGUUUACGAUGGUGGAAUUUCGUAGAUGCUGAUGGUAACAAUCAUUGGAAAUUUGAAAGUGCAAAGGUUAGUUUUAGAUCAAAAACAUUUUUUAAAUAAAACAUAUUUCAGGAUAAUUCCCGUUUCCCAGCAAUUGAUCGUCGUGUUUUCUGGCUUGGUCUAGUUGUAGGACCACUUGCUUGGGCAUUCUUCGUUGUAACCGCAUUCUUGACUUUCAAAUUCGAAUGGAUGAUUGUUGCUCUUCUCGGAUUUAUGAUGAAUGUCGCAAACUUGUAUGGAUACUUGAGAUGCCGCUGGAAUAAUACCGAACAAAUGACAAGUUAUUUUUCAAAAUGGGCAUUUUUAAAUGUCCUUCGACGAUCUCAACCACAACAACAACAACAAGCAAAUCUGUUUCAACAAACUGUAUAA
Caenorhabditis angaria is the source of this 666-nucleotide messenger RNA. NCBI's taxonomy places the organism in Eukaryota, Metazoa, Nematoda, Chromadorea, Rhabditida, Rhabditidae. The record is from the annotation of a GenBank genome assembly.